Molecule: messenger RNA, 3321 nt
Organism: Polyodon spathula (Mississippi paddlefish)
Lineage: Eukaryota; Metazoa; Chordata; Actinopteri; Acipenseriformes; Polyodontidae
Product: probable serine/threonine-protein kinase kinX
Exons: 8
Coding region: 30-3245 (1071 amino acids)
Molecular function (GO): GTP binding
Source: RefSeq, a predicted model, not a curated record
UGAACGGCAGAGUUCUCCUGGCAGCCAACAUGAAGGGUCUAGUCUCGUUCUGCUGCUUCCUCGCUGUGCUGGUCCUGGGGACAGCAGAACCAGCAUCUGAAGAAGUCGUCAGCCACCCAAAGAUCCACGAUGAACCGCUGGUACGACUCCAGCUGAAGCACAAUGGGGGCGACCUCCUUACGUGUACGUGCAACGGAGACAACAACCCCCUCUUUAACGGCAUCAAAAAGACUAUAGAAAGUAUAGAAACUGAGGAAGACAUAGUCCCGAAACCUGAUGUGGUAUCAGCCCUGGAUGGGGAAGAGAACGAGAAGAACGAAGAGCUGACCUCUGCAGAGGAUGGAGAGCCUAAUGCCUCAGAACAAGACAGCGCAGAGGCUGCAGAACAGAACCCUUCAGAAGAAGAGGAGGAACACUUGCAGGAUGAAGAAUCAGAUGCCUCAGAGGAGCAGGAUGGGGAAGAGACUGCAGAGAAGAACACCUCUGAAGAAGAAGAAGAAGAAGAAGAAGAAGAAGAAGAAGAAGAAGAAGAAGAAGAAGAAGAAUCAAAGACGUUAGAUGAAGAUGUAGUUGAAGAAUCAAAUUCCUCGGAUGAUAAUGUAGAGGUUGCAGAUCAGGAAACACAAGAAGAAGAAAAGGGUGAAGAAUCAAUUGCAUCUACAGGAGAAGAUGCAGAUUUAGAGUCUGAAGAACAGAUUGCAUCAGAAGAAGAGACUGGAGGAGAGUCCACAUCAGAGGAAGAAGAAAAGGAUGCCUCAGAAGACGACACGGAUGCUAGUGAAUCUGAAGAAGAACAACAGCCUGAUGUAGACGAGGGGGAUUCGACUGCAGAGGUGAUGGAACUUGUAGAGGCUGAAGUGGAUGAUGCUGCCGGUGCCUCCCUUGAGUCUGAGGAGCAAAGCGAUGAGAGUGAAAGUCUAAACCGGGAAGAUGAGACUAACCCUGAGUCAGAAGGAGAGGAUGAAAAACAAGAUGACAUGAUCAUGGGUGACAGGAACACCCAUGAUCAUGAACGCUUGAGAGAAGUACCAGAGGACAACCAAGAAUUGACAGGAGAACAAGAUGAUGAUAAUGUGCAGGAUUCCUCGCAGGACCAGGUGGAACUCCAAGAGACGGAGGCAGAAAAUUAUGCUUCUGAUUCUAAGGGUGACAUCAGUCAAGAAGAUGAUGAGAGUGAAGAGAAUCUGGAACCCGCAGAAGACGUAGAGACUCAGGAGGAGGCUAAGGAAGGACAAGGGGUUGAGCAAGAAAGGGAUGAAGAACAGCAAGAUUCUGCUCCAGAGGACAAAAGUGAUUCUGUGGAGGAGGAGAAGGUGGGAGAAGGCGGAUCUCAAGAGGAGCACAACCCUGAGACAGCCGAUGAAAGAGACAGUGAGGAUUUGUCUGAUCAAACUGAAAGUUCUGAUGAUAAAAAAGUGUUUGAUUUGGAAGAUGUCAGUCCUGAAGAAGAGGAGGAGGAAGAAGCUAACAGUGAAGAAUCUAGCACAGAAAGCAUUGAUACAGAAGAAAAUGCCACAAGAUCUCAGGAGGAGAAAGAGUCUGGUGAGCUGGGUCAGGAAGGAGGUCUGCCUGUUAAUGGCGAGGCAGGAGAAGAGGGAUCAACGGGAGAGACAGAUCCAGAAGAUGUUGAAACCCCAACCUCUGAUCAACCAGGGACAGAAGAAUCUGCCGAGGAAAAACACGAGGAGGGAGAAGAAAUAGAAGCAGCAUCUACAGUGGACGAGAAAGGCGGCGAGGAGGGACCUCAAGAUGCUGACGUCAAACCAGAACCCGGAGAAGCCACCGAGUCUGAGGACCGUUCGGCAACACAGAAAACAAAAUCUAAAAUACCCAAAUCAAGGGUAACAAGAGAAGAUGAGGAUGAAUUGUUGGCCUCUCUCCUUAGAGACAGGUCUCACAUUGAAGAGACACUCAGGCUGAAGGAGGACACCAAGUCAGAUGAUUACUCGGCUGCACUCCAACGCCUACGAAAGAUCUACCACUCGGCUAUCAAACCUAUGGAGCAGGCCUACAGGUACAAUGAGCUGAGGCAGCACGAGAUCUCGGCCUACCCUGGACGAACGUUAGGUGCCUCGGCGACAGAUGGGGAGAUCACCUCCAAACCUAUGGUGCUGUUCCUGGGACCAUGGAGCGUUGGCAAGUCCUCAAUGAUAAACUACCUCCUGGGGCUGCAUGACACUCCUUACCAGCUGUACACAGGGGCUGAGCCCACGACCUCCGAGUUCACGGUGAUCAUGCAUGGUGAGAAGAUCCGCUCCAUCGAGGGCAUCGUCAUGGCGGCCGACAGUUCCCGCUCCUUCUCCCCCCUGGAGAAGUUCGGACAGAACUUCCUGGAGAAGCUGGUUGGCAUCGAGAUGCCACACAAGAUGCUGGAGAGAGUCACCUUCGUGGACACGCCGGGCAUCAUUGAGAACCGCAAGCAGCAAGAGAGAGGCUACCCCUUCAACGAUGUGUGCCAGUGGUUCAUCGACCGUGCUGACCUGAUCUUUGUAGUCUUUGACCCCACCAAGCUUGACGUGGGUCUGGAGCUGGAAACGCUUUUCCGACAGCUCAAGGGGCGCGAGUCGCAGAUCCGAAUCAUCCUAAACAAAGCAGACAGCCUGGUCACUCAGGACCUGAUGAGAGUCUACGGCGCCCUCUUCUGGAGCCUGGCCCCGCUCAUUAACGUGACCGAGCCCCCCCGCGUCUACGUCAGCUCCUUCUGGCCCCUGGACUACGCGGCCGACACCAGCCGGGAACUCUUCAAGAAAGAAGAGAUCUCUCUGCUGGAGGACCUGAACCAGGUUAUCGAGAACCGGCUUGAAAACAAGAUCGCUUUCAUCCGGCAGCACGGCAUCCGAGUGCGCAUUCACGCCCUGCUGGUGGACCGCUACCUCCAGACCUACCGCGACAAGAUGACCUUCUUCAGUGACCCCGAGCUGGUCUUCCAGGAGAUCCUGGACGACCCGGACAAGUUCUACAUCUUCAAGUCCAUCCUGGCCAAGACCAACGUCAGCAAGUUCGACUUGCCCAACCGCGACGCCUACCGCGACUUCUUCGGGAUCAACUCCAUCAGCAACUUCAAGCUGCUGUCCGCGCAGUGCUCCUACAUGGGAGGCUGCCUGCUGGAGAAGAUCGAGAGGGCCAUCACCCACGAGCUCCCAGGCCUCUUGGGGAGUAUCGCUUCAGAUAGGAACCCAUCUCUAUCGUCCUGCGAAGCCACCGGCUGCGGAGAGAAGCCCAAGAACCGCUACAAAAAGCACUGAAGAGGGGGAGAGGAGGAGGAGGAGGAGGAGGAGAGGAAAGGAGAAAUUAGCUUUUCUGUUCACAAAAAAAAAUAGG